Molecule: messenger RNA, 2108 nt
Organism: Asterias rubens (European starfish)
Lineage: Eukaryota; Metazoa; Echinodermata; Asteroidea; Forcipulatida; Asteriidae
Exons: 7
Coding region: 1-786 (261 amino acids)
Source: RefSeq, a predicted model, not a curated record
AUGGCAGCCGCCACAGCGACGGCACACUCAAUUGCAAUCAACACAAGAAGAAGAGUUCUUGGCGACGUGAAUCCAGACUGGCACCCAAACGUCAGUAACUAUGCUACAGACUUCACUAAGAAACCAACCGUGGGCCAGACUGGACGAUCGCCUCUCCCUAUCCACGAUAACCGCAAGAAUAACCCGCAUCCAUCUCACCUGGCUCACCUGCGAAGACUCUCAAAUGAGCCAGUAUGCACAGUAAAGACAAUGGUGUCCCAAACUGCCGGUGAUGGCGCUGCUCAUUGUAUGGAGUCAUCAAUGAGGACGCACUAUCCAACGAUGCCGCCCUCACCAGAAGGAUCUAGGCCCACGAGGUUCGGAUGUAACCCGGCCAAGAAGGUUGCAGCUGUUGGAAUAGUGCCGACUACACCCGAGCCUGACCCUGACACAGAGCGACUUUUACCCGCAAGUCAACAGCACACAACUCUAAUGACCACUAAGAACCCAUUCUCGUAUGUGCCUCGCAGACGGAAGAUUGUUCCCAUUGGAAUUGAUGAAGGUUUCACUCUGAGUGAUCCACAGCCUGGAGAUUCAGUCCAAGUGGGCAAGACGUCAUCACCACGUAGACCAAGAAGACGUCACGUGGCUAGUGCACCAAAGACUACAUUACAGGUUGACCAUUUUGAUGGGGGUGCACCAACGGAUACAACGCGAACAAUCACAGGCCGGAAGAAGAAACAUAUCCCUAAUCUUCAGAUCCUCGGAGAUGCCAAACACCCAGUGUGGCUGAACAACUCUUUCUAGUUUUUUUUUUCAUCACAAAUACUUCCUUUCUAGUUUUUUUUUCUUCACAAAUUUCUUAUUUUUCUUUACAAAAUAAACAAAUUACUACAAGGAGAGCAGCUGUGGAAUAAGCCAGACAAUUUCAAAAGUCUAUAGAUUUUAAAGUUAUUUGUUUUAUAUUAUUAUUCAAAUACACAUUAUUGUGGUUGUAAAUUGCUUUUGAGGUGCUGGCCUUCUGCUACAUAUUGGGCUUGCUAAAGGCACUCCAGAACGAAGAAAUUUGGCAUUCUGGAAAAAAAAAAUUUGACAAAAGGAGACACAAUCAUUUGGGUGUAGUGCCAACAAAUUAAUCCUGUCGCAAAAGUUGACAUCUGGCUCUAGUCAAGUUGUUUUUGUUCAACCCCAAAUUUUUAAAAUAAAUUCCAAUACUUUUUCCACGAGGGGCACCAGUAUCCGAGUGCCAACCAUAGAGAGCUCUAUGGUGCCAACCCCAAAAUCCCAAACAAACCAACACUCAGUACUUUGUGAUUCCUUGGACUAAUUUGUAAAAAUAACAACUGUUUUACAUUUUGUUCAUGUACAAAUAAAUAUUCUUGCAUGAAUGUCUUUAUAAAGAGGAAAUAAUCAUCAUUAUAUUCUUGCAAAAGAAAUAGCAGACUUUACAAAAAUAAAUUUGAAAAUCUCUUCUUUAAUUAAGUUGUCUGAAAAAGCUCAAUCUAAAAUUAAAAAUACCUCUUCUGUGCAGGGACAGUUAUGCAAGCAAAUCAAUGUACUACACCCUUGGUAGGUGGUAACCAAAUGGUAUAUCCAUUUACAUGUAGCAACCAGUGUACUAAACCCAUAGCAACCAGUGUACUAAACCCAUAGCAACCAGUGUACUAAACCCAUAGCAACCAGUGUACUAAACCCAUAGCAACCAGUGUACUAAACCCAUAGCAACCAGUGUACUAAACCCAUAGCAACCAGUGUACUAAACCCAUAGCAACCAGUGUACUAAACCCUUAGCAACCAGUGCACUAAACCCUUAGCAACCAGUGUUCUACAUGUAUACCCAUAGCACCAGAAUAUUACACUCGUAGAAACACAUCCCUAAUCUUCUUGGCACGUCUAAGCACAACACAUGUGUUAUAAAACAAAAUAAUACUGACUGCUUUCACCUUGGUGAUCCCUAGAGUGUUCUACUUUCACCUGGGCCCAAUUUCAUAGAGCUGCCAAGCACAGAAAUUUGCUUAGCAUAAAAUGUAUUCCUUGAUACAAAAGGGGAUAACCACAUGAUUUUUAGGAUAAGCAAACAACAGCUGAAUACCCAGUUACAAGCAAUGCAACAAAUGGAAAUUUGGUUG